AUGACCCGUCGUUCUAGAGGCAAUCCUGAGAUCAACACCGACGAGUCGCGCGGCUCCCGUGAGGAUGAGGAAAGCGAACGGGGGCUGCCGCCAUGGAUGCGGCUGUACUUCUACGGAAUGCACGGCGUGACCCUGGAUGUACUGCUCUCCUCAUUGCAGAGGGUUUUAUCCGACCGGGACCCUAAAUUGUUGGGUUUUUCCUCGCCGUGUCUGUGCUUGGUACAUUCACUGACCUAUCUGGCGCUGGAAAAGAUUUACUCGAAGAAAAGAUGCUUUCAAGGAAGACCGGUGGUUUUUCAUCUGCUCUUCUAUCCGUCUGUUUACAUUGGGCUGCAAGUCCUGGUAGGGAACAUCAGCAACAUUCUGAGUAAGCAGGUUGAGGUCAUAUCAGGGAAACACUUGGUCCUCCACUACUUCCUGGCUCUAUAUUUUAGUCAGGUGUUCCACAAGGGGAUGUCUAGGCUCAGCUACUAUCCCAGCAGGGAAGCCCUUCCUCUCCAAAGCCUCCCCGGGUACCUCCGCUUCCUGUUUUUCGGCAUGCACGGCUUUGUGAAUGAGGUGGUGUUCACCUCCGCGUUCAACUUAGUGGAGAAUCAAAGCUUGACGGGUCACACGUCCCUUUGGUCUUUCCUCAUAUAUGGCAGUUGCAGCUUCGUGGUGGAGAAGCUCUACCUGAACCUGCACUUUGAAAGACUCUGGGGGACCUGGCAAAGGCUCCCUAUCUACAUCUGCUUCAUCUACACCUGGGAAUUGUGCUGGGGUCUGGCCCUGAGGCAGUUCGACGCCUGCUCCUGGGACUACUCCCACUACCCGCACAACUUCAUGGGACUCAUCACUCUUAUCUACCUGCCGGGCUGGGCCUGUCUGAGUCUCUAUCAAGAUGUGCUGUCCAACAUCCUGUUCUGCAUCAGAUGCACCGCAGGGACUCGGCAAUCGAGCGUGGACGGAGCAGAAGCCAAUGGGCAGCCUCGGAAACAAAUAUUUUAA
Nerophis lumbriciformis (worm pipefish) is the source of this 987-nucleotide messenger RNA. NCBI's taxonomy places the organism in Eukaryota, Metazoa, Chordata, Actinopteri, Syngnathiformes, Syngnathidae. The record is from RefSeq and is a predicted model, not a curated record.